AUGAAGAAGGAACUUUGGUUUCCAAGCAGCGACAUGCUACAUGAAGUACUACCGAAAUUGUCUACUAAGGACUUGUUGAAAGUGAAAUGCGUGUCAAAGGGAUGGCAAGGUCUUAUAUCGGACCGCAGUUUCAUCAAAGUUCAGUUGAAAAAGAUGGAACCUCUCACAGGUUUCUUCUACCAGGGUAGGUACCAGUGGUGUGAUGAAGAUUAUGACUGUGUUGGCUUCAUACCUAUAGAACGAGUUACCACUGAAGUCCAUAUUAAUGUUCUUGAUUUUCUCCCGGAAAGUAUUGUCAUCCUAGAUUCAAGUCAUGGGCUUAUCUGUUGUCGAAGUAGCUUUCCUUGUCAUGUUCCUGCAAUCUACAUCUGCAAUCCUGUGAAUAAGGAGUGGAGAAAACUUCAGUGGCCAAAUCCUUCCAGAGAAAGCUGCAUAACCUUGGUGUUUGAUCCAUUCAAGAACCCGAUUGAUUCAUUCACAAAUUUUAAGGUUGUGAUAGCUAGCCAAAAUGAAACUAGCACAGAAGGAGAUGGAUAUUUCUCUUUUGACAUUUAUUCAUCAGCAACAGGAGAAUGGAGAAGUUCUGGAGAAAUUUGUCUUUGCAAUCACAAUGUGCUGAAAAAGGGAUGUGUCUGUGUACAGGGGAUUCUAUAUUGGCUUACUGAUGGGGACCAAAUCCUUAUGUUCGAUCCACAAAAUGAGAUAUCUUGGUUGAUAAUGGUACCACUCCCCACCAGCCAGUUCAAUUUAACACCUGAGAUGUGCAUGGGAGAAGCUGAAGGGAAGCUAACUUAUGUGUUGAUUUCUGAGCAUGGACUUCAGUUGUGGGUGCUAAAGGAUCACUUUACUUCUCAGUGGGAUCUGACUUUUACAAUCUCUUUGGAAUUGCUGGAAAAAGAAAACUAUCUGUUAAAGGUAGCUGAAAACUUGGCUAGUAACUGUAAUUCCGGUAUUCCUUGGAUCGGGACUCUGGCUUUCAAGGAUAACACCUUGCUUAUGAGGGUUGCAGCUGAUAUCUACGUGUAUCAGUUUGAGACAAGGAAGAUGAGACAUCUCUGCAGCCUUUCUGCUCUUGCGCCAAAGCCUUUUUUUUCUGCUACUGUGGUUCCUUAUACUAUGAGCUUAGUUCCACUUUCUUAG
This is a messenger RNA of Capsicum annuum, 1140 nucleotides long. Its product is annotated as F-box protein At5g49610-like. The record is from RefSeq and is a predicted model, not a curated record. NCBI's taxonomy places the organism in Eukaryota, Viridiplantae, Streptophyta, Magnoliopsida, Solanales, Solanaceae. Bases 1 to 1140 code for a protein of 379 amino acids. Gene Ontology annotation, molecular function: protein binding. The transcript has a single exon.